UAUAACCUCCUGUAAAUCAUCUGCAGCCCAGCUCCUAUCAACAGCCAGCCUGGGAGAAAACACAAGGAAUGUGACUCCAGCCGUUCCCAACCGCACCUGAAGACCAAGCUGGCAUUAAAAAAAUAUUUCUGUGUAACUGCAAAUGCAGGAAUGUUUUAACACUGGGGUGAAGAAUCUGUACUUGGACCAGCAUGUCUGCGUACUAUAAGAAUAACAGGAGUGAGGAAGAUCAAGGUUACCAUGACUAUUCAGAGUCUGAGGAUUAUCCAGAUUUUCCAGCUCCUCUGAACAAUCCAGAUGACCCCAGAACCAGGAGAAAUCCAUACUCUGCAGGCUCCAGAGUGAGUCCAGACUAUCCUGUGUCUCUGGCAGAGCCAGAUUAUCCUGGAUCUCUGAGUAAUCCAGACCAUCCUAGCACCAUGAACCAUCCAUUCUCUGCAACCUCUAGAAUCAGUCCAGACUACCGCAGAUCUGUAGCAGAGCCAGAUUAUAUUGAAUUGCAGAGGAAUCCAUACCACCCAAGCUCAUCCAGACAGCCAGACUCCUCUCAAUUUCAACAAAAUCCUGAUGUUGCAUAUUCUAGAAGCAGUGGAAACCAUGCAGACUCCAGAACGAAUCCAGAUUAUUUUGGCUCCUUACCAGAACCAGACUACCCUGGAACUCAGAGCAACUCUAACCAUCCUGGCUCCAGAACCAAUUCAACCCAUUCAGGCUCCAGAAGGAGUAUAGAAUAUGCUGGUUCCAGAAUCAAUCCAUACACAGAUUCUCUGGGAGAGCCUGAUUAUCCAGGUGCCAAAAAUCAACAUAACUCUUCACACUUUUGGGGGGAACCAGACUAUCCCGGUGCUAAGGACUAUCAGAACUCUCCAGACAUUUGGGGAGAACCUGAUUAUCCAGAUGCUGAGAAUGGUCAUGAUUAUGGCUCUUCUGAGGCCCCAGAAAUGACCAGGGGGGUGCUCAGCAGAACAUCUUCAGUCCAGUCCAUGUUUCACCACAGGAUUGAUGGCCCCUUGGUCAUCCAUAGGAGAGAGAAUGAAGAUUACCCAGAAAACAUAGAAAUGACAUCCAUGGAGAUGACAGAUUCAUAUGGGCACUCUCUGCCAGGUGCUCCUAGAAAAGGCUAUGUGAACCCUGCUUACGUAGGUGAAAGUAGUCCUGUCUGUGCUUUUGAAAACCUGAUGUUGUCUGAAUGUGAUUGGCACAAGUCACCCGAAGGACAAAAGUUAAUCGCAUCUCUGAUACCCAUGACAUCCAGAGACAGAAUUAAAGCCAUCAGGAACCAGCCAAGAACCAUGGAAGAGAAAAGGAACCUUAGGAGAAUAGUCGACAAAGAAAAAAGUAAACAGUCAAAUCGUAUCUUGAAGCUCAAUUGCUGCACUCAGUGUCUACACUCCAUUUCACGGGCUUACCAGAGAUCCAAGAACAGCCUGUCGGAAUUCCUCAAUACCAUCAGCCUGUGGCAGAAGACUCUCAAGAUCAUCGGAGGCAAGUUCGGAACCAGCGUCCUCUCCUAUUUCAACUUUCUGAGGUGGCUUUUGAAGUUCAACAUCUUCUCGUUCAUCGUGAACUUCAGCUUCAUCGUAAUCCCUCAGCUCACUGUGGCCGAAGAGAACACCCUCCAGUUCACUGGGCUGGAGUUUUUGACUGGGGCAGGUUAUUUUAGGGACACGGUGAUGUACUACGGCUUUUACACCAACUCUACGAUCCAGCAUGGGAGCAGCGGGGCAUCCUACAACAUGCAGCUGGCCUACAUCUUCACAGUCGGAAUUUCCUUGGUCAUCUGCUUUUUCAGUUUGCUGUUCAGCAUGGCCAAGUAUUUCCGGAACAACUUCAUUAACCCCCACAUUUACUCCAGAGGGAUCGCUAAGCUUAUCUUUUGCUGGGACUUCACUGUCACUCAUGAAAAAGCCGUGAAGCUAAAACAGAAGAAUCUCAGCACUGAGAUAAGGUUCCUGAAGACCCACAGUAACCCUGGGGCGGUGCUGUUACUGCCUUUUGUUGUGUCCUGCAUCAACCUGGUCGUGCCGCGCUUCUACUCCAUGUUCAGGCUGGUGGAGAGGUACGAGAUGCCGCGGCACGAAGUCUACAUCAUCCUGAUCCGAAACAUCUUUCUGAAAAUAUCAAUUAUUGGCAUUCUUUGUUACUAUUGGCUCAACAUCGUGGCCCUGUCUGGUGAAGAGUGUUGGGAAACUCUCAUUGGCCAGGAAAUCUACCGGCUCCUUCUCAUGGAUUUCGUGUUCUCACUGGCGGAUUCCUUCCUGGGGGAGUUUCUGAGGAGAAUCAUUGGGAUGCAGUUUAUCACAAGCCUUGGCUUACAGGAGUUUGACAUUGCCAGGAAUGUUCUAGAACUGAUCUACGCACAAACUCUGGUUUGGAUUGGAAUCUUCUUCUGCCCUCUGCUGCCCUUUAUCCAAAUGAUUACUCUUUUCAUCAUGUUUUACGCCAAAAAUAUCAGCCUGAUGAUGAACUUCCAGCCUCCGAGCAAGGCCUGGAGGGCCUCCCAGAUGAUGACUGUCUUCAUCUUGUUGCUCUUUUUCCCAUCCUUCACCGGCGUCCUGUUCACCCUGGCCAUCACCAUCUGGAGAUUGAAACCUUCAGUUAACUGUGGUCCAUUUCGGGGUCUGCCUUUCUUCAUUCACUCCAUCUACAGCUGGAUCGACACCCUAAGUAAAAGGCCCGGCUACCUGUGGGUUGUUUGGAUCUAUCGGAACCUCAUUGGAAGUGUGCACUUCUUUUUCAUCCUCACCCUCAUUGUGUUAAUCAUCACCUACCUUUACUGGCAGAUCACAGAGGGAAGGAAGAUUAUGAUCAGGCUGCUCCAUGAACAGAUCAUUAAUGAGGGCAAAGAUAAAAUGUUCCUGAUAGAAAAGCUGGUCAAGCUGCAGGAUACGGAGAAGAAAGUCAACCCCAGCUCUCUCGUACUGGAGAGGAGUGAAGUGGAGCAACAAGGCCCUUUGCAUUUGGGGGAAUGCGAUGCUGCCCCUGGCCUGCGAUUUAGGCAAUCAGUCCAAGAAGAUAACUCAAGGGCUUGAUGAUUAUUGUGGCAGCCAGACAGCAAUCAAGUAAAGAAAGAGAUGAAAAUGGAACAACUUCUUCUGUGACACCUUCCAUGGGCCUUUGGGAGCCUCCCAGAAGGGGAAUCCAAGCCUUUAGCCAGGAGUGGAAACUGACUACAGUGUAAAUAUCAAACUAAAAUUGGACAGUCCCUGAUAUUUUUUCAACACCUGGAUUGCUAAUUUUUUAAGACAAAAUACUUGAGGUUUUCCAAUAAAGACUGUUGUCAUAUUGAAAUGAGCCCACAAAUAUCUGGGAAGAGAUAACUUGGGAAUGAUGU
Molecule: messenger RNA, 3334 nt
Organism: Propithecus coquereli (Coquerel's sifaka)
Lineage: Eukaryota; Metazoa; Chordata; Mammalia; Primates; Indriidae
Gene: TMC5
Product: transmembrane channel-like 5
Exons: 20
Coding region: 192-3032 (946 amino acids)
Cellular component (GO): plasma membrane
Molecular function (GO): mechanosensitive monoatomic ion channel activity
Source: RefSeq, a predicted model, not a curated record